This is a messenger RNA of Paramecium sonneborni, 2418 nucleotides long. Lineage: Eukaryota; Ciliophora; Oligohymenophorea; Peniculida; Parameciidae. The record is from the annotation of a GenBank genome assembly.
AUGUCUUCUAAUAUUUUUUAGAGUAUAUGUCAAGUUCACAAUAGCGAAAUAAUUGCUAUAAAAUUGUCUCCCAGUAAGUAAGUAGAUGAUAAUCUUAUGUGCAUAUAUUGUUUAACAGGAAUGGGUUAGCAAUUUGUUGUACCAAUAAACGAAAUCUAAAAGUUGUAUGAUACAAAACUUACCAUUAUUAAACAGUUCCAUUCAGAAAAGAAUUAAUUAAUAAAUUCAUCACUAAACAUAAUAAUUGAUACUUUGAAUUAAUUGAAAAAAGAAAUGAAUAUUUCAAUAAAUAAAGGAAUUUAGUUGAUUUAAAAUCAAUUGUAAUAGUAAUCCUUGAAUUAGUAAGUUAAUCUUGAAGAUAGUGAGAAGUCUUUAAGUGAUUAAAUUCAAUUUAUAAUUAGUACUGACUUCAGUUACGGUUAAUAAUAACAAAAGGAGGAUGAAUUUACUUGGAUAUAAUCCCUAUCUCAAGAAUUGAAGAAAUUUAAUAAGAUUUAAGAAAUAUAAUACUGUUUAUAAAUAUCAGAAGAUCUUAAAAAAUAAAAUUUAAUUAAAGAUCAAAAUAUCAAUCCACCAAAUUUAAUUUAAAAAUUGCUGCAAUCAAUUUCUUAUUCAAAAUAAAAUGAAAGAACUCCUAAAUUAGAAUUGAAUUGUAAAUUGCACGGCAAAGAAAUAAUUAUGUUUGAUAUUAAUUAAGCAACAGAUAAGGAAAAACGCUUAUGUUGUAUAGAAUGUAUGCCAUUAUAAUAUAUAUCUUUGAGUAAAGCCUAGGAAAAAUGGAAAUAAUUUGAGGUUAGAAAAAGUAAUUAUUUUUAAUAAUAAAUUAUUGAUAAAGAAUAAUAUUAUGAAUCACUCAAAGAACAGAUUAUUAAAAUUGAAUUUUAAAUUAUAAAAUAGAUUAAGAAUUUAAGGUUUAGUUUUGAACAGAAUUUAUUCAAAAUGAAAUAAAAACUUGCCUUUAUUCUUAAUUAAAUGCAUAUGAACUUUCAAAAUUUUACUUUAUUAGAAUUAUAAGAAAAAGCUCAAAUUUUAAGCAAAUCAGAAGAAAGUUAAUAAAGAUUAAUUUUUUCAGAAUAUUAGGAAAUUUAAGAUUCUAUUCUUUAAUAAUUGAAGGAAUAGCUUUAAUAGUUGUAAUUUAAUGAAUAAAGUUUAUAUGAUAAUUUAAGAUCUAUGUUAUGCAACUCAUAAGAAAUGAGUAAAGCAACAAGUUAGUCAGAUUAAUAAUUAAAUCUCAAUAAUAUUCAUAAUUUUAUAAUUGAAAACAGAGAUAUCUCAAAUAAUAAUUAAAUUGAAUAAUUUACAUAAAGAUCUCAAGAAUCUUAAGAAUGCAAUAGUAAUACUUUAUAGGCAUUAUAAAUCGUAAAUGAAAAUCGUUUAACAAGAAGUGUUUCAGCUUAAGUGAAAUCAAAAUUUAUAUAAAAUGAUUAUUAAUAAAUAGAAGAAAACAAAACUGUAAUCUAAUAAGAAGAAUAAGGAUAUAAAAUAAUUUAAAAUUUUCCAUAAAAUUAAAAUUGUAAUGCAAUUUCUUUUAAUCAUGAUAAUCAAAUAAUGGUUAGUGGUUGUCAAAAUGAGAUAACUAUUUGGGACUUUAAUAAUGGAAAAAUAAUUAAAAAAUAAUAAUUAGUAGGGCAUACAAAUUUAGUUAUAUCAUUGUGUUUCAGUUUAAAUAAAAAUGAAUUCAUAUCAGGAAGUACUGAUAAAUCAAUAAGAUAUUGGUAAUUUUUAGAAAAUGAAUGGAUUUGCUCUUAAGUAUUAUUAGGGCAUAAGAGAUAAAUUGAUUGUUUAUUAUUUGAUAAUAAAGGUGAUUAAAUUAUAUCUUGUAGUUCUGAUAAAUCGAUAAGAAUAUGGAGAAAAAACUAAUAAUUAAAUUGGAUAUAAGUUUAAGUGUUGGUUAAUCAUUAAGCCUAUGUUAGAUGUAUUAGUUUCAGUAAAUCUUAAGAGAAGUUUGUAUCUUGUGGAGAAGAUAAAAUUAUUAUUGUUUGGGAAAUUGAUGAAUUUAAAGAAUGGAAAUUGAAAUAAAUAAUUAGAAAUUCUGACUAUGGAUAUCGUAUAUGUUUUGUUGAUGAUUAAUUUUUAAUUUGGCAACCAAGAAAUAUUAAUUAAGCAAUUAUUUAUGAAUGGAAUAGUAACUUAAAUUAAUUUGAUUAAAGUCUUCAAAAUAUUUAAUUAUUAUAAUCAAGUAAUGGAUAUCAGAAUUUCUUUCCAUCUAUUUAUAAUGAGGAAAAAUAAAUAAUUAUCAAUAAACAUGGUAGAUAUGUAUAUGUUUUAAAAAAAUUAAUUAAUAAUACAAUUAUAAUUUCAUAAGUAAUUGAAGUUGGUCAUUAUUGUAAUUAUGGCUCAUUAAGUUAAAAUGGUGAGUACUUGGUGAUAUGGGAUGAAGAUUCAAGAAAUUUUGUAAUAAGAAAAUUUACAUUAUGA